Archocentrus centrarchus (flier cichlid) is the source of this 5890-nucleotide messenger RNA. It is a transcript of the gene snapc4, whose product is annotated as small nuclear RNA activating complex, polypeptide 4. The coding region runs from base 251 to 5383 and encodes 1710 amino acids. Gene Ontology annotation, cellular component: snRNA-activating protein complex. NCBI's taxonomy places the organism in Eukaryota, Metazoa, Chordata, Actinopteri, Cichliformes, Cichlidae. Gene Ontology annotation, molecular function: RNA polymerase III type 3 promoter sequence-specific DNA binding; RNA polymerase II cis-regulatory region sequence-specific DNA binding. The transcript has 22 exons. Gene Ontology annotation, biological process: snRNA transcription by RNA polymerase II; snRNA transcription by RNA polymerase III. The record is from RefSeq and is a predicted model, not a curated record.
CGAAGGAGCGGCGGGCUUCGGUUCGUCUUUAGUCUGCGGUUUGUUUUGGUCUUCGCUUAUUUGUUGCUUGUAGCGUCACCGUGAUAGACUGAAAUCUAAAUUCGCGAUUCUUGCUUUUUUUUUACCUUUUGAACCGGAACUUGAGCGCGAACAGCUGAACAUCCAAGCAUAAUCUUCCUGCCGCACAGCCUGCUGGGUAUAUGAUAACGUCGGAAAUGCGUUGAUUGGGAGGUCCGCCGCGUGUGCAGACAUGUCUGUCUCUCUGUCAGCAGAGAGAGACAGGAUCCAGAGAGAGGUGGAGGAGCUGGAAGAAAAUCUGUCUCUAACCAAUGCUGAACUGGAGCUGCUAAGCAGUGGGACAGAUAAUGACUCCGAUUGGGAGGAUGUGGAUGGGCCAGUCAGACAGUCUGCAGCAGGUCUGUUGGCUGAGAAAGAUAAAAUCCAGAAAGAAAUCAAGGACCUGGAGGAUGAGCUGGGAGCACACAACAAAUUAAUGUCUCCUUUCUGUUUGGCAGAUGGUGAUAGCAGCGGCAGUGACGAGAGUGACCUUGGCCUGUCGCCAUCAGUGGACUCAUGUCUUCAGAUGAACCUCGUCUAUCAGCAGGUGGUCCAAGAAACCCUGGACCAGCUGGAAAAACUACUAACACAAAACCAGAAGGAGCAGAAGGAGCUGGUAACUCAGUUGUCUGGACCAAUCAAAGAGCCUUCCAAACAACAGCCCACCAACUCUUCCUACCAGCAUCCAAUGAAGAUGUAUCUGGGUCGCUUUCUGAAGCCAUACUUCAAGGAUAAACUGACAGGGCUGGGUCCUCCGGCCAAUCCGGAGGCGAGGGAAAAGGCGAGCAGGAUUGCGGGAUGUCUGGACGACAAGAAACUGAAAAUCAAACGAUGGGAGAGCUGGCAAAAGACUCUCUUGAUUCAUGCAGUGUCUCGAGAGGGGCUGAGGAGACUCAUCCAGCCCAAACUCUCCAAGGUGGACUACCUGAGUCAGAAGCUGCUCUCAGCAGAGGAGGCAGACAGGCAGCUAAUCAGAGAGCAGAUAGACAACUUGGAGAGAGAGAUCGACUCACUCAGACAGAAGAAGGAAGAGGAGAUGAUCGGCGAUCGAUAUGAAGAAUAUGACUGGCAGAAAAUAUCCAACAUUGAUUUUGAAGGGACGAGGGAAGCAGGGGACAUCCGCUGUUUCUGGCAGAACUUUCUCCACCCGUCCAUUAAUAAGACUCGGUGGAGCCAGGAGGAGGUGCAGCGGCUGAAGGAGAUCAGCAUGAGAUAUGGAGAGAGAAACUGGGAGGCUGUCGCACUAGAGCUGGGGACUGGGAGAACAGCUUUCAUGUGUCUUCAGAUGUACCAGCGUUUCGUCUCUGGCUCACUGAAACGUGGUAGUUGGACUCCGGCUGAAGAUGCUCUGCUCAGAGAGCUGGUGGACAAGAUGAGGAUCGGAAACUUCAUCCCUUACACGCAGAUGAGUUACUUCAUGGAUGGUCGUGACCCGUCUCAGCUGAUCUAUAGAUGGAACCAGGUUUUAGACCCAAGUCUGAAGAAAGGACCGUGGACGAAGCAGGAGGACAAGUUGCUGCUACAAGCUGUGGCUCGUCAUGGAGAGAAGAACUGGUGGAAGAUCAGGUUGGAAGUUCCUGGACGCACUGAUGGGGGCUGCAGAGACAGGUAUUAUGACUGUCUAAAGGCAGGGACAAAAAGAGGGCCAUUUGACAGGAAGGAGAGAGAGCUGCUACUGGAGCUGGUGGAGAAACAUGGAGUCGGUCACUGGGCAAAGAUCGUUGCCGAGAUUCCUAACCGUACUGAUGCUCAGUGUAUGAGGACGUGGAGGCAAAUGGUCAAAGUUUCAGAUGAGAAAUUGGGGUUAGCUAAAAAACCACCAAGGAGACGAAGGGGAGAUGAGAAGAAGAACAAGAAGAAGUUGAAGGUUGCUACAGCCAACAAGAACAUCAGGAGACGCCUCAAGGCAAUAAAUGACGAGGUGAUCAGUGAGGGGGAAGAGGAGGAGGAAGAGAUAGAGUACAUGGACAGUGAGGAUGAGAAGAAACAGAUCAAAAAGACAGAGGGAGUAGAAAUGGAGACACUUGUGGCGGUACAAAAGGAGGGGGAGGAGGAGGAAUCAGAGGAUGAAUACACCUUCCCAGUCAUGCAGGAAUGGAUUCCAGUUGAAAAAGCACAACCAUUCACCUUCCUGAACUUUCGUCCAGUGGUGUUGGUGUCCUCCAAUGAGGCUCACAAUGACAAUUUUGUCCGGUCGACCAUUGUGGGGAAGUUCGGACGCUCCGUGAUCGUUGGACCGCAUCCCAGGGAGUUGCAGUGGGAAGAACGCCACAACAGCAGCGCCAUGAUGAUGGUAUCACCUGACCAGCUACGAGCCCACCUGCACCACCAAGCGCGGAGGUUCAAGAGAAGGGCUCAAUGUAAAGGAAAGAAUACAAAAACCAGCAAGCCGCUCUUAAUGAAAGGAAUGACUGCCCAGGGGAUAGACCUCAUGCUUCAGGCUGCGGUGACGCCAUGGAUCGGCAACCUGCUGAUCCCAGCUAGCACCAGAACAACAGCAAUAGAUGUCCUGAGGGAGCGAGGAGAGAAGAAAGGGCUUUCUUCAACAUCCAUUUUCAAGUUGUUCCUCCAAGUCACGAACGUGGAUGUCAUAGGGUGUAAGGAGAUGAUAGAUCAGAGGCAGAACGGUGUGAUGUUCCUGACUCCACCUGCUGACCCUUCUUCUGUCAAAUUUAAGAAUGCAAACACUGUCGCAGGAAUGCUUCAGCGGAUAAAGUUGGAGAUGCAGAAGCUGCCUGAGGUGGACAGACAGACUCCCCGUUCUCGGCUCCUCCCACUGAUGCCUCCUCAGAACCAACCCAGACUUGUUCUGCAGGUGCCUCCUAAUAUAAGCCCUCAAGUGGCUCCCAUGCCAUUUCCUCAGGCUGCCUCAAUUCCUCAUUCUGUCUUACAACUGAAUGCUGCUUCCUCUCCGGCUCAACACACAUCUCCUCAUGCAGGGGUCACCAUUUCUCCACUUCCUGCUCUUUCUACUUGUCAGACUCUGACUACCCCCCCAGUUUUUGUGGUCCCAAUGCUCCAGAAUAUCGCCCCUACCUGCAGCCAACAGGCUGUACCUUUGACUCAAAGCCUCACAGCCUCAUUGCCCCCAUUCCUUAAUCAGCCUAUUUCUGUUGGCUCCACACAUGCUGCUGUCCUCUCUUCUGCUGCCUGCCCCAGCCAGAAUUGCCUUUCCCCCACCACCCUAAAGCCACCCAGAGAAAGAGGGCAAAUGGAGAAUCAUGAGAGUCAGAAUAGGGUUGUACAUACAGGUGUAGCUGGAGAAGUGGACGUGAAUAAGGAUGGAAAGGAGACUCAGAAACUGAGUCAGAAGGCCAGCGCGUCACAUCAAGUCACUGAAGCAAAGGCUGAAGUCAUAAAGACCACAAUGUCGGCUCCACUAAAGACAGCCAGUAUCCAAAGUUCAAACUUCUCCUCUGCCUCGCCCCUUCCUCCUCACCAGCUCUGCAGUGCUCCCAUUCAGCAAAUACCUCAGACUGUUUGCUCCUCCAAAGCCACAUCUUUUACAGCUCCUGCUGUUGAUGUUAUCUCUUCUUCCUCACUCACAUCUCUUCAUCUCACACCAGAUGACUCUUCGACCUCUGUGAACCUCUCCGUUCCCCCACCCCAGUCUGACACACCUUCCUGCUCUGACAGGGCUGUGCCUUCAAGUCUAAACCAUAGUUUAGUCCCACUCCCCUCCAGUCUGACCAGUCCAUGCCCACCUGAUUGUUUCUCCAGUGACCACAACUACCCUUUUUUAACACCUGGCCCCACCCCCAUUCAGCAUGGCUCUGACUUGAGUCACCUUUGUCUUGUCUCAAAGCAACCAAUCAGCAGUGUUCCUGUUGGCCAGACCAAGGAGAAGAAAAGACAGAGGGAAGUAAUAGAAAAGAAGCAGGUGAUGAGCAACAAGGAUGACCAGUGUGUGGGCAGGACAAGUACAGAUGUGGAUGGAAAGCGGGUCCGAAAGCUGACUCAUAAAGCCAAAUCUCUGCAGGAAGAAGCUCAGGCCAAGGCUGAAGCCAAGAAGAGAAAAACUUCUGCCUCGUCUUCUCAGCAGAAGCGCUCUCGCAGUGCUGGCGGCACUCGUAGUGCUUCUAGCGCUCGCCGUGCACGCUCGAAAGGGAAAGUGAGCACACAGACUCCAGUUGUGGGUCAGCCGCCUAGGUUGCAUUUACUUCCUGGUCAGUCGAUGUGGGUCAUGACUCCUACAGGCCUGGUCCAAUUUGCACAAGCCCCGCCCCAAGGCCUGGAGAUGGCAGUAAUAAAAAGUGUUCCUCCUUCCGGGAAUGAUUUAAGCCGAUCCCCACCCCCACCACAUGUCCAAUUCCCCACCAGAGGACUGCGGCCGCUUGCACCUAAACCGUCCCCUGUGCCUAUACCGAUAAACCUCCUCAAUUUGAAUCAGUCUCACCCACUUCUUGCCCCACCCUCAGUCCAGUCAACUGUCCUAGACCAUGGCUGUUACUCCCUCCCCUUCUGUCCCCAACUGUCUUCCACCAGCUUCUCACAACGAGGCACAGUCAAAGUGGACCCCCCAGAGCCCAGGCCCUUCAGGAAGGUGAUGCUGCAGAUUGACCCCUCACUGAUGUUCUUGGAACCCCUAGCAUCAGUACAUGACUGGCUAAGUGGGUCGGGAGGGGUGGUGGUACCAGGAGAGGGCGAGGCUCUACCCUACCUUCCACCCUUUGUCGGUAAUCUGAGCACACUCAGUGCGCUGCUCCGUGCCAAGAAGUCCCUACUAAGGUCAUCCCUGCAGCUGCUGCGCGAAGGCAACAAACCCCGAUGGCCCCGGACGAGUUCCAAGCCUGAUAGCAGCGCAGAAGCAGCAGCAAAAAACAGCUCCAAUGAGCCUCCACCUCAACCUCCAGCAGACCUGCCAGACUCCACCUCGGACUUCACACAUGCUGGAAAACAACCACACACAAACUACCUGACUGCAGCCCCCUCUGCCAGCUCUGACCACCUGCAACAGCAGGAGAAAAAAGAAGAGGAAGAGGAGGAGGAGCAGGUGGAGGCAGUGCGUCAGCUGGUCGCUGAGCGUUUCUCGAGUAACCCUGCCUACCGUUUGCUGAAGGCUCGCUUCCUAUCCUGCUUCACUGUACCUGCACUCCUGGCUACCCUGCCACCAGUGAGAAAGGUUGAAACCUGCCAGACCAAUGAGGAACAGGAGGAGGAGGCAGUAGAAGGAGAAGAGGAGGUGGAUCUAAAGAAACUCAAAGAGAUGGCAAAACGGAGGAGAGCUGAGAAAUCAAAGCACCUGCUGUGUGACACCUCUGGAGCUUCAGCCAGUCACUUUUCAGGGAUCAUGGAUGUCACCGGACCCACUACAGACGAGACCUGACCAGAGGCGUGGAAAUCAAAUCACCACUUUCCCGGAAAAAAAUGUUCAUUUGUAUGUUCGGGUCACAUGUUCAGUUUCUCAGGUUAAAGUGACCUUUAGUGUACAAUUCUUUAUAAUUCCCAUCUGUUUUUAUAUAAACAUUAAUGCUUUUCUGGGUGAGUUCACAAACAUUUAAAGCCACAGAGACACUUUUCUGUUUUAUCAGGGACCCUCAGAAAUCUGACUUUUGAGUGUACUGAUGAUAUUUGGAGAAUUUUGCUUUCUAAGACUGUGAGGUUAGUUCUUACAGACUGACGUGAGACUGAUCUCCAACAGAAGAAUGAGAUCAGUCGAAAUGACUGGAAAGUGAUCAGCAGGGAAGUAUAAGGAAAUAAGGGUCAGUGUUAGAUGUGUAUAGUAAUUUUUGAAUAACUGAUUAAAUUGCACUAAGACAUUUUUCUUGUCUUUUUUUUUUUACUGCUGAAAAAUUUCAGCUUCUGUUUGCAAAAGAUAUGUUAUUUUCUAAUA